Messenger RNA from Physella acuta, 1055 nucleotides. RefSeq lists its product as uncharacterized. Lineage: Eukaryota; Metazoa; Mollusca; Gastropoda; Physidae. The record is from RefSeq and is a predicted model, not a curated record.
GACUUCCUUUGUUUAGAAAACACGCCAACAUGAAACAAAAAAUGUUUAGUUUAAAAAUUUUCAAGCGUCGUUUUAAAAGAGAGAUUUUAUAGUGCCCUAACUCAUCGUUGGUGUUGAGUAUCCCGUGAGGUAAUUAGACCGGAGUACACGGUGAGGUAAUUAGACCGGAGUAUACGGUGAGCAGAUGUCCCAGAAAACACGGGCACCCCCCGGCUCGCCAAACCCCCCCUACAAGCCCCGCCUCCCGAUGAACGUUCGAGCGGUCAGCGCCAACAUGAUGGGGUCCGGCCGGAAGUCCUUGACCCGACAGGUGACCCGCCCCUCCUACAGCGUCCCAGGGUCAGCCGUCCGUGUCGACGUCCCCCGUGCCACGUCCAGGAUCUACGGGCUGCCCAGGUGUGCCCGAGCCAUGGUCCUUGACCCGCUGACCAGCACGUCCGGCUUCCUGUCCUACGGGAGCAGCAGUGAUGUGUACAAGCCCCAGUCCAACAUGACCAACCCCUACCUACAGCUCCAGAGAGCCGUGAUGGAACAGCUCCGGUCAACCAGGCAGGGUGCCUCCCCCAGGAGCACCAUGGAGAUGCCUGGCGUGACCCCCCCUGCAGAGAUCGACAGGUUCAGCCCCUCCCCCAUGAAGAAGCUGAUGGCCUCACCCAUCAUCAAGCCCCGCCCACAAGCCUCAGUCAUGGAGGUCGGAUCUAGCGUGGACCUACCAGACGACGAGGAAGAUGACGAGGACGACGAUGAGAUUGGACUGCCACAAGCCGUACGGUCCAAGUGUGUAAGCGACGAGCCCGCUAACAGCACGGAGCUGACCAAGGCUUUGCACGUGACCCGGAUGGAGGAGUUUGCCAGGUACUCUGAGCCGGCUGAGUUGCUGAAGAAGCUCCAGGCUGCCGGCUACUUCCAGCACAACUACGGCAACCACGCGCGGACCUGCACGGACCAGACCAGCCUCAAGACCGGCAUGAAGAAGGGGGUGGAGCGGCUCUACCAGAUCCUGGCCGGCUGACGUGGGCAUCCACCGACCGGCUCAGGGCAUCCACCGGCCUGCA